Caenorhabditis remanei is the source of this 1155-nucleotide messenger RNA. RefSeq lists its product as uncharacterized. Gene Ontology annotation, molecular function: metalloendopeptidase activity. Lineage: Eukaryota; Metazoa; Nematoda; Chromadorea; Rhabditida; Rhabditidae. The transcript has 8 exons. Gene Ontology annotation, cellular component: plasma membrane. Gene Ontology annotation, biological process: protein processing. The record is from RefSeq and is a predicted model, not a curated record. Bases 1 to 1155 code for a protein of 384 amino acids.
AUGAAAACAUAUUUGUUUUUCACUUUGCUUUCCUCUCUUGCUGCUUUUGAUUUUUCCGAAGAAGCUCGAAAGUAUGUGGAUCACAACGUGGACCCCUGUGAUGAUUUCUAUCGUCAUGCUUGCCGUUUAGGCGGUUCAUCUUAUUUACCGAAUCAAAUCAUAACUGAGCAACUGGAAAAGUCUAAUGUGAACGAAAAUUCUAAAGAAUUUCCCGAUAUUGAGAACAUCGCAAUCAACGGGUUUCCCGAGUAUACGGAGAAUAUGGGAGAGUUCAUCCCAGACAUAUUCAAAGAAAUAUGUGAAUCCGGUCAAGAUACAUUGCCAUUUCUAGCAGAAUUGGAACCACUGAUCACUCAAUGGUCCGGAGAAAGAACAGACGAGAAAUGUAUCGGUCAUUAUUGCCUAACACAUCUUGCAAAAGACCCUGAUUGUAAUCGAGUAGAAAAUUAUCUUGUAGAACUCAUAAACAACAAACUUAAAUUUUCAGAACCUUUGGAAUAUGUCCAGGGAGCGAUACAUAAUAUCCAUGUAAUGGACAUGUUCCUGAAGACUCAUAAUGACCACUCGUUGGAAAACAUGAAUAAUUUUUUCCUGGAACUGAAAGAUGCUGUCAUUGAACUAAUUAUGCUCGGAUCACCUGGGUUUACAAUUGCUCACGAAUUAUCUCAUUCAAUAAUUAAAAGCUCCCCACGGGAUUUAUUAUUAUAUUUCUCUCAAGAAGCGAGGGACUGCAUUCAAGAGCAAUACCGAUCAUCAUGCAGAGAAUUUGAUGAGGGUGAUUGUGAAAUCACAGAAGAACAUUUUGAAGAGAAUGGGGCCGAUGUUUUGGCUAUGCAAAUCAUUUGGAAACUGUUUGAAAGACAAUAUAUCGACCGAGAGAAAAGAAUCGUAGAAAUCAGGGGUUCUGAAAAACUGAAGCAGUUAUUCUAUUCGAUGGCCACAAAUCUCUGUGAUGGAAAGAAAUCAGUUGCCGAUCCAAGUGAUCCACAUGCACCAAACAAUGUUCGAAUUAAUGCUUUGGUAAACCAUCCAGCGUUUGAAAUGGCUUUCCAAUGCUCACCUCACUCCCGAAUGAUGAAAUCAAAAACUAAAGAAUGCCCCGUUUAUGGAGAGAGCGCACCACAACACCGGCGUCGUUUCUUUCCUAAGAAAUAG